UUCUCUAUAUCUUUGUUCUGUGUUUGUGAAAAAGUGUUGAUUGCAAAAAAACAACUACGAAUAAGAUGUUUUCAAGAUUUUUUGACUAUUUAAACAAAAAAGGAAAUCAUAAUGAUGAUGACGAAGAUGAUGAUGAUGAUAAUAAAGAUGAUGAUGAUAAGAAAAAAGAUUCAAGUUCAGAACAAAAUUUAUCCGAUUCAAGCGAAACAGCAAAACAUCGAAAAAAAGAAGAAAAAUCAAAUUAUCUAACAAAAUAUGCCUAUCUAGAUAAUGCUAAACAUAUUGAUUUGAAUGGAUUGAUUUCAAUGUCAGACGAUUUACGUUCAAAUGUUGAAAUAUUAAGAAAUUCUUAUCUAUCAAUUAUUAAAUCAUUGGUUAUAUUAAAUGAACGUCGUAGACAACGUAUACGACGACGAAAUAGACAAUAUUCAUUGGAAAAUGAAAAAUCACUUUAUCAACAAUGUUCAAUGAAACGUGAAUAUUCAGGUAGAAAAUUCAAUUCAUCUGAUUCAUUGGAAAUGUUGAAGAAAAAAAAUUAUACAACGGAUUCAAAAACCAAUUCAAUUGCCGCCGCCGCUGAUGAUAAUACAAAUGAUAGUUGGAUUUAUGAUAAAAAUUUUUUAAGAGAUAAACAAAUAUCUAAAACUUCCAAUGAUAAUAAUAAUGAUGAUAAUGAAUGGGAUUUGGUAAAAUUUUGUAAUCCAGAAACACGUGAAGAAGAAUUUCAAAAUUUAUUUGAUCAGGCAGAACAAUUUCGUAAAACAAUCGAUCGUUAUCGAUUAGGACGUGAAGAAUUAAUCGAUAUGAAUCGAUUUCGUAAUCUAGUCAAACAAGGCAAAAAAUUACUUGAAAUUACUGAAAUACUUAAAAAUAAUUAUAGCAAUAAUUUUCUUAAUAUUUUUCGAUUAAGAUAAUUAUAAAUAAGCACAGUUGGUGGGUGGAUGAUUCAAAAUUGGUUGGUUGGUUGGUUAAGUUUAUCGAAAAAAAAAUAAUAAUCUUGUUAACGGAAAACAAUUGAUUUUUGUAAAAACG
This is a messenger RNA of Dermatophagoides pteronyssinus (European house dust mite), 1032 nucleotides long. RefSeq lists its product as uncharacterized. NCBI's taxonomy places the organism in Eukaryota, Metazoa, Arthropoda, Arachnida, Sarcoptiformes, Pyroglyphidae. The record is from RefSeq and is a predicted model, not a curated record.